AUGUGCCAGCUCCAUGUCACCAGCUCCGUUUCACCAGCUCCUGGCUCGGUGAAGUGUCAGGUUCGUGCCAGAGUUUGGGAUGCUGCGGCUUGGCGAGCCCCCAGCAGGGGUUGGUGCUGCCCGGGGGACUGGAGCUGCCUGCGAGGAUGGGGUCGGUGGGAUCCGGGAUGCCCAUCCGUGAGGCUGUGGCAGUUCCCACGGUGGGCUGGGGGCCCUGGCCCGUCCCACGUGUGUGCCCGCCGACCUGGCCGGUUCUCUGAAGCUCCUGGGACUAGGCCGCCGGCGGACGCUCCUCCUCUGCGGGAGGCAGUCAAGGACUCGGGGUGGGGCUUUGCCGAGCGAGAAUCCAGAGUCCGGCCAGCCUGGGGGAGUUGCCAGGGCCGAGCGCCCCGGAGAGGCGAGGCUGCCGCCCACCCGCCUCAGCCAGCAGGGGCCAUGCGAUGCUCUCUGAAACGCUCCCUCACUGUUCUACUCGCUGCCUCCUUCUUCCUCCUUCUCCUCUUCCUCCAGGGAAGCAGCCGGCAGGAACAAGAUCUCCUGGAGGUACAGCUCAGGGGCCUGGCUCCUGACACAAUCCUGCAGCUGCUGCAGCCGGAGGGAGCCCAGCACAUCCUCAGGGACACAGCUGAGCUCUCUGCACUCCGCAACAUCUCCUACCGGCUCCUCGCUGGCUCCCUGGCUCCCCAAAAAAAAUUCCUGGCAGUGGGAAUGGCGUCCGUGCAGAGGCCGCGUGGUUUCUACCUCCUGGCCACGCUCCAGUCCCUCUUCAGCCAGUCCACGGAAGAGGAGCUGCAGGAGAUGGUGGUGGUGGUGCACCUGGCUGACACCAAUCCUGGCUGGAAUGUGCGCGUUGCCGCCACCAUUGCCCAGAAGUUUGCUCGCCACAUCCUCCUGGGCCGGCUCCUGCUCAUCCAUGCUCCCCCUGAGUUCUACCCCACCCUGGAAGGCCUGAAGAGGAACUUCAAUGAUGCAGAGGAGCGGGUGAGGUUCCGCUCCAAGCAGAACGUGGACUAUGCCUUCCUGCUCGCUUUCGCCGCCAACCUCUCCUCCUACUACCUGAUGAUCGAGGACGAUGUGUGGAGCUCCAAGUCCUUCCUGACGGCCAUCCGCAGGGCACUGGCUUCCCAGGAGGGCUCCAACUGGGCCACCCUCGAAUUCUCCAAGCUGGGCUACAUCGGAAAGCUCUACCGCUCCAGUGACCUUCCUCGCCUGGCUCACUUCCUCCUCCUCUUCUACCAGGAAAUGCCCUGUGACUGGCUGCUGGUCCACUUCCGCCAGCUGCUCACCCAGAAAGAUGUGAUCCGCUUCAAGCCAUCCCUCUUCCAGCACAUGGGCCACUACUCCUCCUUCCAGGGCACUGUCAACCGGCUGGAGGAUGAGGAUUUCCAGGCCGAUGCCUUGGACCUCCCGGACAACCCGCCAGCAUCCCUGUACACCAGCAUGUCCAUCUUUGAGAAUUACGAGCCCCUCAAGGCCUACAGCUCGGCACAGGGGUACUUCUGGGGCAAAGACCCAGCAGCUGGCAGUACUUUCUCCAUCGUGUUCCAGCAGCCAGCCCGAGUCAGCCGGGUCCGGGUGCGCACGGGCUCCAUGGAGCGCCCAGGCGAUUUCCUGCACGCAGGGCUGCUGGAGCUGGGCCAGCGCCGGCACCGCAGCCAGGACUGCGCCUCCUACAUCCCUGUGGGCUCCUUCAAGAAGGGGACCCUGGAGCAGCGGGGCCUGGAGCGGGUCCUGCCUGGGCCCGUGGAGUGCGUGAGGAUCCGGGUGACCCAGGACCAGAGCGAGUGGCUCAUCAUCCAGAGCAUUGACAUCUGGACCACAGCGGGCACUUGAGCACAACAUCUGUGGCAGGAUGUCGAAGCAGCUGGAUUUGGUUCUAAGAGGUCCUUUAUUUUUCACACUGCCUUUUGGAUAAGAAAUUUAAAUUAUUGACUCUCAUUGCCCCAUGUCUGGAGAGAUGGGAACCACUGCUAAGGCUAAGCAGUAGAAAACCUUUCUUCCCAGGAAGGAUGAUGUACAGGACGAAACUGGUCAGCUAAUUAACAAACCAAAUAAUUAA
This is a messenger RNA of Lonchura striata (white-rumped munia), 2059 nucleotides long. Lineage: Eukaryota; Metazoa; Chordata; Aves; Passeriformes; Estrildidae. The record is from RefSeq and is a predicted model, not a curated record.